Molecule: messenger RNA, 2736 nt
Organism: Lachancea nothofagi CBS 11611
Lineage: Eukaryota; Fungi; Ascomycota; Saccharomycetes; Saccharomycetales; Saccharomycetaceae
Source: the annotation of a GenBank genome assembly
AUGCCACAGUCGAGGGCUACUGAUCGCGGAGCUAGCAACGAUCAUCCUAAUUCGGACCAAAAAGGAGGCGAUAAGCCAUUAGCCACUAGUGGAGAUAGCACAGAAUCAAUCGAAACGCCUCCCGUCAGUGAACCUCUUGAUGGUUUGUUGGACGUGAACCGUAGCCGCCUCUCAUGUCAGCCGGAUGAGUCGAUAGCUAAGUUUUCCAAGACUUUGCGUCAAUUAGGUCGCGAGGUCAGUAUCCGCUCUCCUAUCAGAAGAGUUACAUCUCAGGAUUACUUCGGACUUUCAGUACAUGGAGAAUCUUCAUUAAAUUACGGCAGUAUUGUUCAAAAUAGUCCCUCAUCAAAACAACGCACAACGAAGGCCGCUGACACUCCUGGCGGGGGUCAAGCGCAGGGGUCUCAUUUAGAACAAGAAAACAUACCAAUCUUAACGAGAAACUACUACGAUGAUUUUACGAGUGUGGAUUGGGUGAGGGACUACCUCUUUGAUGUCCAGCAGCGGGAAGAGCUGUAUGCGUUGAAGGGGCUCUCGGGGAAGUUCAGAAGGUGCUACAGCUAUUUACAGGAUUGGGUCUUAAUCAUAGUUAUUGCAUUGAGUUGCGCAUUACUAGCUUUCGUGAUCGAUAAAUCUGAGGAGCUUUUGGUAGAUUUGAAGAGAGGCUAUUGUAAACCUAAUUUUUUACUUAAUGAGCAGCAGUGCUGCAGCAACUACACUUGUGCCAAAUGGACUUUGUGGCCACAAGUAUUUUCAUCAUUUCACGGGGGGACUUUGCGCGCUGACUUCCUCGUAUACUUGGUUCUAAGCUUAUUGCUGGCAUUCAUAGCUGCUGAGGUGACAUUGACCACUAAAUAUAUCAAUCCCCUAGCUACAAAAACGGACAAGAAGAAAUUCAAGACGAUGUAUCACGCCUAUGGCAGCGGAGUGCCUGAAGUCAAAACAAUUUUGUCUGGUUUCGUUAUUAGAAAGUUCCUUGGCACGUACACCCUCUUCUCCAAGACCGUGGCUUUAAUUCUCGCCAUCGCCUCCGGUCUGUCUGUUGGGAAAGAGGGUCCCUACGUUCAUCUAGCAACGUGUGUGGGUAAUAUCGUUAGCAGAUGUUUCGAGAAAUAUAAGUUUAACGGUAUUGAAAGACGUGUCGUAUUAUCUGCUUCAGCGGCCAUUGGUGUCACUUUGGCAUUCGGCUCCCCAUUAGGUGGCGUUAUGUUUUCCUUCGAAGAAGUUAGUUACUUCUUGCCUGGCAACCAAUUGUUCAAAACAUUCUUCGCUGCGAUCAUGGCUAACCUUUUCCUGCGCUUGCUUGAUCCGUAUGGAACUGGAAAAGCAGUGCUGUUUGAGGUUAACUACUCUUCAGAUUGGCAGACCAUGGAACUUUUGCUUGUGGUACUAAUAGGCGCUGCUGGCGGUGCCUUCGGAGCUUUUUUUUGCAGAUUCGUAUCAUUUUGGGGUAGUUGGUUUCGGGGAAAUAAGUUUAUUACUGGUAGACCUCUUCGAGAAGUUGUUUUGGUCGCACUCGUAACUGCAUUUUUUACGUUUUCAAAUACCUAUACUAACAUUUCAGUUGCAGAGCUUUUGGCUAAUCUAGCAUCGCCAUGUUAUUCUCCAGAUGACUUUACAGGGACUAACGGACUGUGUCCAGUCGAUAAAAGAAGUUUUCCGAACGAGCUAAUUCCACUAUCGACUGCCCUAGUAAUAAAAGUCGUAUUGACAAGUAUCACGUUUGGCGUAAAGGUACCCGCGGGUAUCUACGUACCUUCAAUGGUUAUAGGUGCAUUGUUCGGUAGAAUCUUUGCAAUGGGUUUCGAUUAUUUGGCGAACAUGUUUCCCGACUUCUCAUUAUUCGCUCAAAUUUGUAAUAAGACAAGCACUAACGGUGUGUGCAUAGACUUGGGAAUCUAUGCAAUGAUUUCCGCAGGAGCUUUCAUGGCUGGAAUUACUAGGAUGAAUGUGACAUUAGCAGUCAUUAUCUUUGAACUGACAUCUUCUUACAAUUAUGUUGUACCUAUUUCAAUAGCUAUUGCCGUCUCCAACCUCGUGGCACAUAUGCUAGAGCCACAGUCUCUAUAUGAGAUGCUGAUAAGAAAGAACGAUUUCCCUUUUCUCGACAAUCAUAAAAUAAGGAAUUUCGGUGGGCAUGAAUUUGAUUUGAAAGAUAUAGUUACCAAGGUUGAUCAAGGUGGCAGCAGCGCUUUCAUAAACUUGACAAAUUCAAGCCAUUUCUCUUCCAUCUCUCUACGAGAAAUGCUUAAUGAGCUUCAAAGAGAAGGAUUAGUUGAUGGUUGCUUGCCAGUCCUGAAAGAAAGAAUACUGGAAGGCAUUUUACCGGCACCAGAUUUAGAAUUAGCGUUGGACAAACUUCAAUGUUUUUCUGACGAGUACAAGCUAUCAGGAGACUUCCAAGUUCGAUUGCUGGACGAUGAUGAGGCAUCGAGUAACUCAUGUAUCACUAGAUCUAGUCAUUACUCGGCCAAUGAAGCAUCUUGGAACACAUUUUUGCCUAAUAGUAACGAGAAUAAAGCUCUUCAAAGAAUGCUCAACGGCCUUUGCGAUCUUCGCAAAGUUGUCGAACGCUCGCCAGUAAUGCUCGAUGUUAACUCCCCAUUGUCACUGGUCGAACUGGUAUUUACAAAGUUGGGUAAUCGGUCAAUUUCAAUACUAGACAAGGGUGAAUUUGUGGGACUAGUUCAUAAAAAAAGCUUCAUUGACCAUUGCCGAGACAAAAGAAUUCUCUAG